Meleagris gallopavo (turkey) is the source of this 2309-nucleotide messenger RNA. NCBI's taxonomy places the organism in Eukaryota, Metazoa, Chordata, Aves, Galliformes, Phasianidae. The record is from RefSeq and is a predicted model, not a curated record.
AAAAGAAGAAAACACAAAUGAAAAAAAAAAUAGUAGCGAUUGCCAAGUAGAAAAGAAAAACAAAAGCUUGGCAGUGAGUGAAACAUGCUAUCCAGCUGCCAAGAAUGAAUGACAAUCAGUGGACAUGAAAAUACAAUUAAAAUCAAUGCAACUUUAAUUGAGUUGUCUUUUUUUUCCAUUACAUAUAUUUUGGUAUAUUUUCUAUAGCACAGAUUGUUGUAUUUCCUACUUUUUCAUACAGCUAUAAAUUCUAGCACAAUGGAUUUCCUUUCCCCUACCCAUUUUUACAGUGCUGAGUACAUUAUUUAGAACCAAAUGAUGAUUUCAGUUAUUCCUGCUCAUUAGACUAUACAGCAGUAAGUUAUUCUCCAGCUUUGGAAAGGAACGGGCUUGUUUCAUAUCCAGAGGUUGUGGUUGGACUUGAUGAUCUUAAAGGUCUUUUCCAACCUGAGCGAUUCUAUGUUCUAUGUUUUAUGCAGGGACUGAAGCAAUGACAGUGAGGUGUGCGUGCAGAUGGAGACAAGGCAGUGGGCAUGGGGAGGGUAAGGUUCAGCUGCUCUGAACGCACAGUGUACAGCCUGUCCUCCCCACGGACAAAAGCAGCAGCAGGAGUGAAAGCUGACCGAUGGCUGGAGGGGCCCCCUUUCGUGCUCACUGUGCCGUGCCAACUGCAGAGCAGAUGCAGACUGAGCAGAUGGAGCAGGUUGCUGUGCCUGCUAGAGUGCGGUGCUCAGGGAAAAGUGCCAGCCUCCCGGAGCACUUACCUGCUCACAGGGUGUAUUUGCUCUACUGUGUUCAGAUGACCCACAUUACCUCAUGGGAGAACACAAAGUGGAAGCAGGAAAGAGUGUGGGAUUGCACCGGAUGCAGCAGGUGUGUGAAAGUGGCAGAAAGGCUGAUUCACAGCCCCACGGGCUGGGAAAGCCCCACCUGUGAGCGGCAGCAUCGCAGCUAUGGAAACCCCAGAAUCUUAAUGCAGGCUUCUAGGAACCACUGUAGUGCAAGGGACAAUACUGCUAAAUUUACUGAUAAAUUAAUGCUAACAUUUUUAACGUUCCAUUGGAAGCAAUCCAAGGCUUUGAGACCCAGAUUGCAGUAGUAUGCUUACAAUUGUAUGCAAGAUGAUGCUCUUCACUGAUGCAACCGGGGUGUUCAAUAUGAUGACAGCCUUGUUUCAGUUCUGUUACUUCUCUAUCUACGAUAGUCUUAAUUGUCAGUCUUUUUGCAAUGAAGUGCAAAGUCUAUUUCACCCCUUAUCAUUAGAAGAAAAAAUCUUAGUUCCUUCAUAGACAGUUCAACAAUUCAUGCAAAAUCAGCUUCUGCAGGUACUGCCUAAAACCUUGCUGCUCCUCUUCUGUUUAGUUGGAAAUAAUAAUAAAAAAAAAACAACACAGCCUUACCACAUUUUGUGAGGAAGUUUAGAAUAUAAUUUCCAUAUUCAUAUCCAUACCUAAGACUUUCUUAAGAACAUGUUCUCCACUGAUUAGAUGAUAAUUCAGACAUAGUUCUCGAGACUAGCUAACACAAGGCAGAGGCAUGUAUGAAUACUGUGCUCAUAAGCGCACUCUGCAUGUGUGAGUGUUGGUGUCAGGCAUGAUAAAAAGCCCUGAAGAACUCUUCAUUUUGGAAAAGCUUGACUCAAACCCCCAUUAGCCUUGAUAGAACAGUUCUGAGCAUUGCUUGGUACACUUCCUGAAAACUGUGGCAUUGGAAUCCAGGGGUUUGCUUGUAUAAAAUUUGGGUCUUAAUCUUCCAUCUUUUUUGAUAUUUUUCUUUUUGUCUAGCAGUCUCAUUAGAGAAAACACACCAGGAGAUGUAUGCUGGGCUUCUUUAAUCACUGGCAAAAUGGUUCCUUAUGACAAAAGGGUGGGAUGGAUGAUGAGGGAAUGGGUUGGCAAAGCACCGCGGGCCUUCAACAUGCAAGGUGUUUUUCUCUUGUAGAUAACACUUACGUUUCCAGUUCUGAUAAUGAUGAAGAUGUAUUAGUUACAACAGAGCCAAUUCCAGUAAUUUUCCAUCAAAUUGCUACAGAAUUAAGAAAAACCAGUGAUGUCAACUAUUGCUUAUCCAUUAAAGCAAAAUUACAGAGGGAGAAUGGAGAGGAGUCACAGCACAACAGCACACUUGAAGAAGACUCUGAAGGAGAUAAUGAUUCUGAGGAAUUUUAUUACGGAGGACAGGUUAGCUAUGAUGGAGAACUUCAUAAACACCCACAGCUGGAAGCUGAUUUGAUAGCAGUGAGAGAGAUCUAUGGACCUAACGCAGUAUCUCUCAGGUUGAAAUCAGGAUGUGCCAUUUCAGCAGAGUAA